This is a messenger RNA of Salarias fasciatus (jewelled blenny), 6150 nucleotides long. RefSeq names its product proprotein convertase subtilisin/kexin type 5b (gene pcsk5b). The record is from RefSeq and is a predicted model, not a curated record. Lineage: Eukaryota; Metazoa; Chordata; Actinopteri; Blenniiformes; Blenniidae. The coding region runs from base 490 to 6150 and encodes 1886 amino acids. Gene Ontology annotation, molecular function: serine-type endopeptidase activity. Gene Ontology annotation, biological process: peptide hormone processing. Gene Ontology annotation, cellular component: Golgi membrane; trans-Golgi network. The transcript has 38 exons.
GUAGCCAUUUCGCCACAUGAAAGCCCGAUGAGCUGAGCGGCCAACAUCCGAGUUGUUGGCGGAGAAGAGAAAUCAGCUUUGAGGAGCUCCGCGCGCGCACACACACACACACACACACACACACGUACGCGGACUCGCGCGCAAAGACGCACGGCGCACAGACACGCACACUUCCUCCUCGUCCGCCGUGGAAAAAAAAAAAGAAAAGGGGGAAAAAGAGAGAGAAGGAGAGGGGGAACAGAGAGGACACACGAAACUUCCAACUCUCCCAUGUGGGAAGCGGAGGUUUGAAGAUAAGGUGUAUUUUUUUCCCCCUUCGGGGCUCCGGUCGUGCCCCCCUCUCUCCCUGUCUUCCCCUCUCUCGGUGCGUUUUUUGCCCGGAUAUUUUUGUUUCUAUGAGACUCUCGCUCGGCCAGAAGAGAAGUUUGGUUGUUUGCCUGGUCGGCUGACGAGGAGGAGGAGAAGAGUGUGGCGAAAAGUGGGGGGAAGAUGGUCCACAACGCCGCUUGGAGAAGAAGCUUCCUCUGCGUCCUGGCGCUCAGUCUCGGCUUCGCGUCCCCGCCGUGCACAGCUCGGAUUUACACCAACCACUGGGCAGUCAGGAUAGCCGGUGGACCCGAGGUGGCCGAGCGGAUAGCGGAAAAAUAUGGCUAUAGGAACAUGGGACAGAUCGGGGAUCUCAAAGACCACUAUCACUUCUUCCAUAGUCGGACUAUCAAGAGGUCAACGUUGUCCAGUCGUGGUCGGCAUAGUUUCAUCUCCAUGGAGCCCAAGGUGGAGUGGAUACAGCAGCAGGUGGUGAAGAGGAGGAUCAAGAGGGAUUAUAAACCAGCCCCGCCCCUUUCCCUGUCAAGCCCCGCCUACAGCAGCCCGCCCCAAAACAACAUAUUCUACAAUGAUGCCAAGUGGAGCAGUAUGUGGUACAUUCACUGUAACGACGACGUCCACAACUGCCAGUCGGACAUGAACAUCAUGGGCGCCUGGAAGCGGGGCUACACGGGUAAAGACGUGGUGGUGACCAUUCUGGACGACGGCAUAGAGAGGAACCACCCGGACCUCUUUCAGAACUACGACCCUCACGCCAGUUACGAUGUCAACAGCAACGAUGUGGAUCCCAUGCCUCGAUACGACGCAACCAAUGAAAACAAACAUGGGACACGAUGUGCAGGUGAAGUUGCUGCUGCUGCGAACAACUCCCACUGCAUUGUGGGUAUUGCCUACAAUGCCAGAAUAGGAGGUGUGCGCAUGCUGGAUGGAGAUGUGACGGACAUGGUGGAGGCCAGGUCUCUGAGCCUCCACCCGCAACACAUUGACAUCUACAGUGCCAGCUGGGGGCCUGACGACGAUGGAAAGACCGUGGAUGGACCAGCGUCUCUAGCCAGGCAGGCCUUUGAGAACGGCAUCCGCAUGGGGAGGAAGGGCCGAGGCUCCAUCUUUGUCUGGGCUUCGGGGAACGGUGGACGCAGCAGAGACCAUUGCUCCUGUGAUGGCUACACUAACUCCAUCUACACCAUCUCCAUCUCCAGCACGGCUGAGAGCGGGCGCAAGCCCUGGUACCUGGAAGAGUGCUCAUCCACACUGACCACCACCUACAGCAGCGGAGAGAACUAUGACAGAAAGAUAAUCACAACAGACCUGAGACACCGGUGUACGGACAGUCACACCGGGACGUCGGCCUCUGCCCCCAUGGCUGCUGCCAUCAUUGCUUUGGCCCUGGAGGCAAAUCCUCUUCUAACAUGGAGAGAUGUUCAACACAUCAUUGUAAAGACUUCCAGAGCCGGACAUCUCAGCGCUCCUGACUGGAAGACCAAUGCUGCUGGAUACAAUGUCAGCCAUCUGUACGGUUUCGGUCUGAUGGACGCUGAGGCGAUGGUCAAGGAGGCCGAGAGGUGGAAACCAGUCCCGGCUCAGCAUGUCUGCGUGGAGAGUGCAGACCGACAGAUCAGCAGGACCAUCCGUCCAGAGCACGUAGUUCGCUCGGUGUACAAGGCAACAGGAUGCACCGACAACCCCAAUCACCAUGUGAUUUACCUGGAGCACGUGGUCGUACGGAUCACCAUUACUCACCCUCGCCGCGGGGACCUUUCAAUCAACCUCACAUCUCCCUCAGGGACCAAGUCUCAGCUGCUCGCCAACAGGUUGUUUGAUCACUCCAUGGAGGGUUUUAAGAACUGGGAGUUUAUGACCACCCAUUGCUGGGGGGAGAAGGCAGCGGGCGACUGGGUCCUAGAGAUCUACGACUCACCUUCUCAGCUCCGCAGUCAGAAAGUUCCUGGGAAGUUGAAGGAGUGGUCGCUGGUGCUUUACGGCACGUCUGUCCACCCGUACUCGCCUCCGCACAAAGAUUCUCGUGAAGUUGACCCUGUGGCGCCUAUUGAUGAGGAGUUCACUGAGGAGUACAACGGCCCCUGUGACCCCGAGUGCAAUGAGAAUGGCUGCGAGGGUCCCGGACCGCACCACUGCAUCAACUGCCUUCACUACUUCCUCAAGUUUAAAAACAACACCAGAAUGUGUGUGUCGGAGUGUCCCAGUGGCUUUUUCCGUGACGAUAGGAAGCGCUGCAAGAAGUGCUCGUCUCUGUGCGAGACCUGUGUUGGCAGUCGCAGCGACCAGUGCACGACGUGCAGGGCGGGGUUUCACCUCAAUGAGGGCUCCAACACGUGUGUCGCCAACUGUGCCGACGGCUUCUACCUCGAUAACGAUUCCAACAUUUGCAGACGAUGUCAGGAGAACUGCAAGAAGUGUACAGCCUCCAAUGUCUGCACCGAAUGUAAACCUGGGAUGAGUCUCCAAGGAAACAAGUGCCAGAUGACCUGCGAAGCAGGGACGUAUUACAACGGCCACAGGAGGGCCUGUGAGCCCUGCUCUCGAGCCUGUGCCACAUGUGCAGGCACAGGCAUAGAGGCGUGCACGAGGUGUGCAGACGGUUACUUACUGGAGGAAUGGCGGUGUGUGUCGACAUGCAGCACUGGAUACUACCUGUCAGAGCAGAUCGCCGACAAUGGGCAGGUGCAGAGGUCCUGUAAGAAGUGCGACAGUAGCUGCUACGAGUGCUUGGGGCCCGGAGAGAGGAACUGCAGCAGCUGCGUCAGUGGUUACAAUCUGGAGGCCGGAGCCUGCGUGGUCAGCACCAUCUGCAAAGAUGGAGAGUACUGGAGUGAACAUGGGAAGUGCCACCUGUGUGACGCUACAUGUCAGCAGUGCACCGGCCCGGAGCAAGAGGACUGCACCAGCUGCCCUGCUACACGAUUCUUUGAUGGGGGACGCUGUGACAUCCGCUGCCGGGCCGGGCGCUACGCCAUGGGGAGGCAGUGUCACCCCUGUCAUCCCACCUGCCACGAAUGCACCGACGAGGGACGCGAUAAAUGCACCAGCUGUGACAGAGAUGAGUUCGGUGUGUCGAGGUACCUCUUUGACGGUCAGUGCCAGGAAGACUGCCCAGAGGGGUUUUACCCCUCUUAUACUUGGAAGCGGUGUGAAUCCUGUCCUGAAGCCUGCGUCGACUGCACUACAGCUGACCGCUGCCUCCAAUGCAGCCCAGAACACAAGCUGAGAAACGGACGCUGCAUUCCUCUGGAGUGCAAGCCAGGUGAAGUUCCAAACUCAGACAUCAACAGCUGUGUUCCCUGUGAUGAAGGCUGUGAGAGGUGUAAACAUGAUGAUACUGGAGGUGCGCAGCAUAAAAUGAUCUGCCUCAAAUGUGAACCUGGCUACUACCAGUUAGACAGCGACUGUCAUGUUUCCUGUCCAGACCGGACCUACAGCAUCAACGAAACCAUGCAGUGUUCUCCAUGUGAAGACGGGCACUGUGAAGUCUGCGACCAGUCCCAGUGCUACCUCUGUGAGGAGGGAUUCUACGUCUCCGAUGGAGAGUGUGUGGAUCAUUGUGAGGAGGGCUUCUUUGUGGAACAAGAGGGUCAGGAGUGUGAGCCGUGUCACCGUGACUGUCGUUCCUGCGGAGGACCGGGCUUUGACGACUGUGACUCCUGCGAGGACGGAUUCACCCUGAAGAGCGGGGAGUGUGUGGAGAGCAGAGCGCUCACUGUGUGCCCUGAGAAUCACUACAGAAGCAGUGAGAAUAAAUGUGAGCUUUGCCACUCCAACUGUAAGACUUGCUAUGGUGCAGGAAAGGAAGACUGCAGCAGCUGCUACUCAGAUCGGUUUCUGACUGAUCAGCAGACCUGCAUGGUGCGCUGUCCGUCCGGUACGUUUGGCAACAAGACCUCUGGAAAGUGUGAGGACUGCAUGAGGGGGUGUGUGACAUGCCAGGAUACCAAACAGUGCCAACGCUGUCGCAACAGCCUUUAUGUGCACGACGGAGUGUGUGUAGCCGAGUGUCCGAGAGGGUUUCCUCAAAACGAUGUGUGUCAGCCGUGCGCACCGGAGUGUGCGUCCUGCGAGGACAGUCCCACUAAAUGUCUGAGUUGUGAAACGCAGUACCUUCUGCUGGACCACUCCUGCAAGGGCCACUGUCCAGACGGUUAUUAUGCCAACAACGGGGAGUGCCAUCGCUGCCCUGUUCACUGUACCGACUGCAACGAGGACGGCCUCUGUAAGAAUUGUACACAAUACUACUUCCUCCAUGAUGACAAGUGUGAGGCCGAUUGCCCCAAAGGCUUCUUCCCCAGUGAGAAGGAGCAGGAGUGUAUGCGCUGUCAUCCUGACUGUGCCUCGUGCGACGGACCGGACGUGGACGACUGUGAUGUGUGCCGCAACCCAAACGCCGUGCGUCACAACGGAGAGUGUCUGCCCCGGUGUCCUGACCGCACUUACCACGAUAAAACUAGCAAUGAAUGCAGAGACUGCGACCGGUCAUGUCGGACCUGCUCGGGCCACGAGCCUUCGUCCUGCCUCAGCUGUGAUGCAGAAAGGCGCAAAGACGCCACCGGACACUGUGUGUGGGCCCAACAGUGCCCCUUGACCUCAUACGUGGACCAAAAGGGAGAGUGUCAGCCCUGUCAUUCAUCCUGCCAGCAGUGCUCCGGCCCCGGCAAAGAGCACUGCCUCACCUGCAGCAAGCCGCAUUUCCUACUGAACAACACGUGUGUGCACCAGUGUCCUGUUGGUUACUACGCUGAGGACAAGGACGAGCGUGUGUGCGAGCGCUGCCACUCCAGCUGCCAGUCUUGCGUCGGCCAUCACAGCGUGCAGUGCUUGGAAUGCAAACCCGGGUUGUUCAAGCAUGGGAGCCUCUGCGUGAAAACCUGUCCAGAGAGUCACUUUGGCAACAGCAUCAGCAUGCUCUGUGAGCGAUGCGACCCUUCCUGCAGCAAGUGCUCGGGUCCAGGCAACAAAAACUGUGAGAGCUGCAGGAAGGGCUACGUCCACAUGAAGUCGUGGAGCCAGUGCUUGAAGAGCUGCCCUUCAGGCUACCACAAAGACGUGUGGGCCGCCACCUGUCACAAGUGUCAUCCUUCCUGCAAGACCUGCUAUGAUCAGGGAGCUCUGAGCUGCCAGUCCUGUUAUGAUGGCUACAAAUACAUGAACGGCAUCUGCAGCUCUCUGUGCCUCGUCGGCUACUACGGCACUUCACAGCACAGCUGGAACGAUGAACCAAACUGUAAACCGUGCGACCAUUCUUGCUUCGAGUGCCGAGGUCCCAGCGCGUGGAACUGCACCAUGUGCCACCCCAGCAAGGUCUUAUCUGACGACGGCCGCUGCUUGAGCUGCUGCGGAAACGAGACACACGGCCACGAUGAACCGUUUCCCAAGGAGUGCUGCGACUGCGAGUCGUCAAGAGCGGAGUGCAUCCUGGGUGUCAACUUCUUCAUAAAAGCAGCUGAAGGUGAAGGCAGCUCAGCCAAAGGCUUGGUGACCUUUUGUGUUCUGCUCAUCCUCUCCGUGGGCGGAGGGCUCUUUUACUACCUCAACACUCGAUCAAAGAGAGCCGCCACCUCGGCCCAAACCAAAGCCGGAGGGUAUCAGAAACUGGAAACCAACGGAGGCCCGGCGUCAGAGUCGUCCACGUCCCCAUAUGGAGAGUACAGUGACAGGAUCAUUGACUCCGAGGAUGACGAUGAGGAAGACGACGAUGAAGAUAUUGUGUACAUGGGACAGGAUGGAACAGUGUAUCGGAAAUUCAAGUAUGGACUCUUAGAAUCCGAAGAAAUAGACCUGGAGUAUGAUGAUGAGACAUACUCCUACAGAUGA